AUGACACUAAGAUUAAUUGAGAAAGAAAAGGAUCAUUGGAAAAAUGUUUUAAAAAGAGUUAUUUCAAUAGUGAAAUUUCUUGCUAAACAUAAUUUGGCCUUUCGUGGUUCUAAGGAAAAAUUGUAUGAAGAUAGCAACGGUAAUUUUUUGGGUUUGAUUGAAAUGUUAACAGAAUUUGACCCAAUUAUCCAAGAACAUGUUAGACGUGUUACAACUCAAAAAGUUCACACUCAUUAUCUUGGACAUAAAAUACAAAAUGAGUUGAUUUUAUUACUUGGUUAUGCAAUUAAAACUGAAAUCAUUAGAAAAAUCAAACAAGCUAAGUAUUUCUCAGUAAUACUUGAUUGUACUCCGGAUGUUAGUCACCAGGAGCAAAUGUCUCUGAUAAUUAGAUAUGUGGAUGUGUCUUCAACUUCUAUUAGCAUUGAGGAAUCAUUUUUAGAAUUUUUGAAUGUGAAUGAUACAACUGGCCAAAGGCUUUUUGAUGUUUUACAAAAUGAAUUGAAAGAACUUGGUCUCGACCUAUUUGAUGUGAGAGGACAAGGUUAUGAUAAUGGGUCAAAUAUGAAAGGAAAGCAUCAAGGUGUACAAAAGAGAUUUUUAGACAUAAAUCCAAGAGCCUUUUAUACUCCUUGUGGUUGUCAUAGUCUUAAUUUGGCAUUGUGUGAUCUGGCUAACUCUUGUAAUAAAGCUAGGAAUUUUUUUGGAGUUGUUCAACGUAUUUAUACAAUUUUUGCCAAUUCAACUAAGAGAUGGAAAAUUUUGAAAGAUAAUGUAAAAGGGUUGACUCCAAAAGCAUUGUCAUCCACUCGUUGGAAGAGUCGUGUAGAAAGUGUCAAAGCUAUAAGAACUCAAAUGUCAGAUUUUAGAGAAGCUUUACUUGAAGUGUUAGAAAAUGAUCUCGAUCCUAAAAUACAAAAUGAAGCUAAAUCCUUAGCAACAAAUGAGCUUGGAUAUAGAGAAACAGGUUUUAAUAAGGCACUGGUUAAUGCUAAGGAAGUUGCGGUUGAAUUGAAUAUCGCUCUAAUAUUUCCUCAAAGGCGUAUAAUUAAAAGAAAAAGACAGUUUGAUGAGAAUUUGAAUACUCCAGCAGUCAAGUUAUCUGAAGAGGAAUCUUUCAGGGUUAAUUAUUUUCCUUACCUUGUUGAUCAAGCUCUUGUUUCUCUUAAUAAGAGAUUUGAGCAAUACCAAGAGUAUGAAAGUAUUUUUGGUUUCUUGUUUACCUCACACAAGUUACAAUCAUUGGAUGAUGCAACUUUGAAGUCUUGUUAUAGUAACUUUGAACGGGUAUUGGAAUAUAAUGAGCAAUUUGAUAUUGAUGGGAAUGAAUUUUUUGAGGAGUUGAAGUUACUAAGAGGAAUGUUGUCUGAAGAAAUCAUAAAACCUACUGAUAUAUUAUUAUUUUCAAAAGGAUUGGAUUGUUUUCCUAAUACAGUUAUUGCAUAUAGAAUUUUGUUGACUAUUCCUGUGACUAUUGCUUCUGCAGAAAGAAGUUUUUCAAAAUUAAAGUUGUUAAAGACUUAUCUGCGGUCUACCAUGUCACAAGAAAGACUUAAUAGAUUGACAUUGAUAGCAGUUGAAAAUGAUAUUUUGGAGAUGAUAAAAUAUGAAGAUUUGGUUGAUGAAUUUGCUUCAAAAAGUGUUCGGAGGAAGGCUAUUUUUAAGUAG
Messenger RNA from Vicia villosa (hairy vetch), 1668 nucleotides. RefSeq lists its product as uncharacterized. Gene Ontology annotation, molecular function: protein dimerization activity. NCBI's taxonomy places the organism in Eukaryota, Viridiplantae, Streptophyta, Magnoliopsida, Fabales, Fabaceae. The transcript is spliced from 2 exons. The coding region runs from base 1 to 1668 and encodes 555 amino acids. The record is from RefSeq and is a predicted model, not a curated record.